This is a messenger RNA of Chaetomium strumarium, 1650 nucleotides long. RefSeq lists its product as uncharacterized. The transcript is spliced from 3 exons. NCBI's taxonomy places the organism in Eukaryota, Fungi, Ascomycota, Sordariomycetes, Sordariales, Chaetomiaceae. The record is from RefSeq and is a predicted model, not a curated record. The coding region runs from base 1 to 1650 and encodes 549 amino acids.
AUGGCGCCGGUGGACAUUGAGACUCAAUCAGGGUACCUACCUCUAGUGGUAGCAGGCCUACGCAUUGUCUCUGCUGCGUAUGCGUCCUUGACGGUUGGGCGGAGCCUUUACCGGUCCCAUAAAGCCCUCGGACCGGCGCAGGACACGCGACACCGCACCGCGGAACGGAGCAAGCUUACGGUCGCCUUUGGCAGCUUAGCGGCGCUCGGACUGGUGUUUGCCGUGACUUCCAGCCUGGAUCAUCUAAGCCUCUCUUACAAGGUGUGGGCGUCUGAGAGAGGAGUUGAGCCGCUCACGACAGAGAGUCUGUUUGGAAACAGCACCUUGAGCACGAAAGAUGCCAUGUGCGAGGCCGGUGCGCACCUUUCUCGUUGGCUAAGCGACACUCCAGUCUACAUGGACGCCAUGGAAAUCGUUGCCGAACAGACUCGAAGGCUAUGGUGGGGCCAGCAGCUAGACCUCGCAACGGUAUCAUGGACAGCGCUGCUGGCCAUUGAAGGGCGACGCCGCAGAAUCCCGCACCUCUGGGCAUACGCUGUGCUGCCUCAUCUUGUCAGCCUCUCUUUCGCUCAGAACCUGUUUCAUGUGGCAAUGCUCCAAGCUCCUGUGCCCAUGCCAACUCGGGAAACAAGGCUCGCGCGGCUCGUGCAUCGUCUACUGCCAAAGAAGCCGAAGAACUGGUUGCCUAAGCUUUCUCUGAUCGCGGUCCCCUUGACUUUCUACUACGCGGCACUGCUCUGGCUCCCAAUCGCGGCCGGAAAGCCAACGUUUCCCGCGACGGUGGUCCUGGCCAAGCUUUUCUCUCUCGCCGCGCUGAUACUACCUGCUGUUGCCCCGGCUUCCUGGGGCCACGUCUAUUCUGAUCCGCGCGACGCGUAUCCCGGCAUCAGCAAGCUGUUCAACAUCAUAUCAGCGGCAAGCGGUCUGAUGUACGCAAAGACCACCGUCUCUGCCGUGCUCUACAACCUGCCCGGCUCGCGCAAACACCGACACAGCAUCAAGAUCCCGUUCGACACGGUGAAGAGGUCCAAGUGGGAACGGACUGCAACGGCGGCGGAGAAGAUCCUGGACUCUCUGACCGACCACCCUGUGGUUGCCGGUGCCGGAAAGGACGCGCUCCUCUGCGCUCUGAGUUUGGGUCUGUGGGCUGCUGUCCGUGGGACAGACGUGGCAACCAUGCUCCGCCAGGUGUUUCCGACUCCUACGCUCCUGCGGCGCGCUGCGACCAAAGCAGCGUCCCAUGUUCCGAAGGCCGAGCCUGCUGCCCUUGAGGCGUCGCCGUCGCACCAUGCCCCUGGAUUCUCCAUGAGGCUGCGGCAUCGCGGCCGGCCGAAGAAGACGAGCGUGUCCAGUAUUUCCAGUUUUGAGGCGGCCAACGAAGACACGCAUCAGACGCCGAAACGCAGGGGUCGGCCGAGGAAGGUCAAACUCAAGCCGGAGCCGGAGCCAGAUCUGGAACUGGACGAGGCUCCCGGUGAUGAGACAUAUGAACCGACCCCGGCUGCGAAGGCGGACCUUGUCUUGGCCGACGUCCUACCGGACGAUGAUUUCGAUUGGGAGUCAGCAUCGCUGGCUUGGGGCCUGGCAGUCCUGGGCGGCCUCGGGGUCGGCAGUGCGGCUGUCUACGGAGCGGAGUCUGUUUCACGGUGA